AUGUCCAAAAGCGAAACUACUGGUGCUCCCACGGCUACUCUAACAGCUCUACCUCAGACUCAUACUACUACUUUAACAGAGCAUGAGGAGAACGGGCAGUUCUCAGACCUCAUAUCGCCAUUUUUCGACAAGGCUGCAAAUGGUGAUUUCGAGAAGCCUAAAUUGCGCGUUGAAUACGUCCUCGAUUACUCUUUCAUUAUUUCAAAGAUGUUCGGUUUCCUUUACCAUGCUUACUAUGACGACUCACCAGAGAUUUUGGGUGAUCCCGCCGGGAAACGUGAUACUGCUGCAGAAGAUAAUGUGCUGCUUUUAAUGGGAUUACCAUCAACGGAACGGAUCGCCCAAGAUAUUAUCUCAUGGCUGUGGAGGCAAAUCUACAUUGUGGCAGCCGAAUAUUUGAUUCAAACAUCACUGACGACUGCGAGAAAUGGGUCGCAAUGUCCGCCAAGAGCAGACCUACGUGUGAUUCUUAUAAGAUUUUUCCUUCGACGUCUCGAUACGCCUAAGAGAUAUCGCCAGAUUGAUGAAUUUGUGUACGAGCUAUCCGCUGAUUUGAUAGAAAGAAUCGUUGAACUGAAGAAAUGA
Molecule: messenger RNA, 585 nt
Organism: Aspergillus eucalypticola CBS 122712
Lineage: Eukaryota; Fungi; Ascomycota; Eurotiomycetes; Eurotiales; Aspergillaceae
Exons: 7
Coding region: 1-585 (194 amino acids)
Source: RefSeq, a predicted model, not a curated record